Corylus avellana is the source of this 772-nucleotide messenger RNA. Its product is annotated as basic leucine zipper 4-like. Lineage: Eukaryota; Viridiplantae; Streptophyta; Magnoliopsida; Fagales; Betulaceae. Gene Ontology annotation, biological process: positive regulation of DNA-templated transcription. The record is from RefSeq and is a predicted model, not a curated record. Gene Ontology annotation, molecular function: transcription cis-regulatory region binding; DNA-binding transcription factor activity. Gene Ontology annotation, cellular component: nucleus.
UCCGGUUCACUCUUUUUGCUCUCUCCUGUAGGCAAUGUCUUUCUGUGAAGGACCGGUUUUCGAGGAAACCAGGUUCACCCCAGAUGAAUUCCAAGAACUCUGGUCUCUCCUUCAACCCAAUGACUCGGUGUCUCCCGUUCAAUCCGGAGACUCGGUGAGUCCAAACUCUGGUUCGGAGGGAUCCAGCCGGGCGGUUUACACCGAUAGGGAGAGGAGGCUCAGGCGCAAGGAAUCGAACCGGUUGUCAGCCCAGCGGUCCCGCUGGCGAAAGAAGAGGCAUCAAGAGGAGCUCAAGGACCAAGUGAACCGGUUCAGUACGGAAAACGAAGAAAUGAAGAACCGGUUGGGCUCAGCUUUACAUUACUGUCACGUAGUACGGAGCCAUAACGAGAUGUUAAGUUCCGAAUCCAUAGCUCUCCGGGCUAGACUUUCGGAUCUACACAUGAUUUUAUAUGCCAUGCAAUCACAAUGAGAGAGCAUGAAGUCGUGAAGAAACUAAAACUAUUUCGACCCUAAUAAACUUCUAAAUCCUACAUUUGUCUGCUCACUCAAAACAUCAGCUUUUGCUUUCGAGGAAAAAAAAGGUGGUUGUUUAAAGAAACCCCACGUUGUUGGACUACGUAAAGAUUUGACGGUCUGCUUUUUAGUUUGUCGAAGACUUCAAUUCCCCCCUUUUUUUCUUUCUAAAGUUUCUUUUUCUUUUUUUUUUGUAAGUUAUUUAGUGGUAAAGUUCCUAAGGGCUAAUCAGCAAUCAUAUUUCUGUGGUCUAGUG